CCCACCUUAAGGGGUCCCAAAGGCGGACAGCCCCCAUAGGGACCUCCCCAAGGGCCAGGGAGGAAGGCAAAGUUCAGUGGGUCAGGAAGCCACGGUCUCAAGCCAUCUCUAUGUUAGGACUGGCCUGGCCAGAGUGGCCUCCUACCUCCCUGGGUCCAGCAGUAGCUGACAAAAGGCUGAAGGGCAGCUCCCCAUAGGGUCAGCUGUGGCCGCCCUGGUUCAAUGAGAUGGGAGUGGAGGGGCUUUGCCAGCUGGGCAGGCCAGGGUCAGGGCACAGGUCCCGGGGAUAGCCCUGGGGGCCGAUGAGAAUCAAGAAGGUCAUAUCUGGUCUGUGACCUCCUGCCGAGGCAGGCAGAGCCAGGCUCUUCCCAGUGACCCCUGAGUGGGCUCUGGUCUGCAUCACUGUGACCUUGAUGAGCUCAGAGGAAGCCCAGCAGCCUGCCCCAGCCAAGGUUGGUGGAAGGUCAUCACCAGAGGCUGGUCACCUGGACACUGUGGCCCCUCCCCCAUGGCCAGCUGCCACCUGGGGCAUGCUGGGACAGGCCAGGGUUGCCCAUUGCCCAGGUGAACUAACUCCUCGUGGGUGGUCCUUGAAAUGGGCUUUGCUGUGUAAAGUUGGCCUCAGUACAGACAACUCUGGAGGAAAGUUGGAGGAGGUGAGGCUGACUCAGCAGGACAGAAAUGCUCCAUGAUGUGAAGGAAGCCACUUCUGGGGGCUAAAUUCAAGCACAAGAAGGCCUGUUUUGCAGCCUACUUCACUAAUCUAAAACCUAUCUGAUGGUAGGCACGUACAACCUGUCGUUAUAUAAAGUUAUCGCCUGGGGUCGGCUGGAAGCAGGGCCGGUGGGAGGUGCCUUUUCUCUCCUGGAGGAAGAAUCAGGUCUGGAAGCAGCACAGCUCCCUCCAGGGUUCUUUCAGGACCAGGUUCUCCAGCUUCUUUCUGCUCCGCUUUCUUUCAGGACAGAGAUGAAGUGCCAGCCCCGGAGCCAGGGAGGUGGGGGCACCCAAGGGGGCGGGUGGCAGUGCGUGCUGGCCGAUGCCCGGGGCCUGGGUCCGUGAAGGCUGGAUGCUCUGCUGCUCAGGUGCCUCUGCUGACCCGAGAUGGAGAACUUCCAGUACAGUGUCCAACUGAGCGACCAGGACUGGGCUGAGUUCUCGGCCACUGCCGAAGAGUGUGGCCUCCUGCAGGCCGGCCUGGCCUCUGGGGAUGAGCUCUUGUCCAGUGACAUUGACCAAGGGGACAGCAGUGGCAGCAGUCCCCCUGGGCCCCCGCCCCUUCUCCAGGGGCAGCCGGCUUCUAGGGAGAGGGGCUGGCCUGGUCUCGAGGAGGAGGACAAAGUGGCCACUCGGCAGCUGGUCAGCAGGUCUUGGCAUGAGCCCACCUUGGCCCCGGAGCCCGGUCAGCAGACGCCCAGCACGUCCGCACAGCCAGAAGCUCAGCUGUCCCUCAGCUCUGGUGCCACCCCUCCUGGCCAGAGCGCAUCCCUCCUUGGGCCAGAGUCUUCCAGACAGGAGAUGCAGAGGCUUCUGCAAGGGCCGGCCCCCCGGGGCCCUGCCCCUAGUCCCCCUGGGGAGCCCCCCCAGAGCCCCGAGUCUCCUGGCCGCAGCACUGCCCCCCAGAGGCCUCCUGGAAGCCCUGGAGCCCCACCCCGCAGCCCCAGCCGAAAGAAGAGGCGCCCUGCAGGCACCAAGGUGGGUGGGCGCUCGGGGGCCGCCGGCUCUGCUCCCACCCAGCCGGGCUGCCUGCUGCUCACGGAGCCCAGGCCUGAGGAGGGUCUCGGCCUGGCUGGGUCCAGGGGGAAGGGUCUCUCAACUGGGAUAGCAGAGUGUACAGCAGGAGCUGGGCAGGACGAACUGGGGUCAGAGUCUGCAGGAACCCCUGAGCAGGUGACCAAGCAAGGGCCAGGUUUGGAUCUGUCUACACCUGUUCCUACAACUCAGCAAGGUACAGACCUGCUCAGAAUGACCCCCAGAGCUGGGGUACACACUGUGACCACAUCUGCCCAUAAAGCUCGUCUAGACGUCUCAAUGGUUAAGUCAGAUGUGGCUCUGUCUACACCUGUCUCCAAGCCUCAACCUGACACAACUCUGUCUACAUCGGCCUCCAAGCCUCAACCCAAGAUGCCUCUGUCUACACCAGCCUCCAAGUCUCAACUAGACACAACUCUGUCUACACUUGCCUCCAAGCCUCAACUCGACAUGCCUCUGUCUACACCGGCCUCCAAACUUCAACCUGACACAACUCUGUCUACACCAGCCUCCAAGCCUCAACCUGACACGCCUCUGUCUACACUUGCCUCCAAGCCUAGACUGGAUGUGGACCUGCCUACACCAGGUCCAGUGGUCAAGCCAGAGGUGGAUUCAUCCACACCUGUCUCAAAGGCUAUACCAUGCACAGCUCUGCCUCCCCUUGUGUCCAAGGCCCAGUGUGAUGUGGAUGUGUCUAUACCUGCUGCCCUUCCCCAGGCUGAGCCUGAUGUGGUGGAGGUUGCCCCAGCGGUAGAACUGGGUUUGACCCCUGUUGUGUCUCCAGGAGGGCAGCGAGAGAGGCCCAGAGGGGAGCCUCCAGCAGGUGCCCCUGGACAUCGCUCAGGGGAGCCCCCCAUAGGGCCUGUCCAAAGCGCCAAAAAGAAGAAAGUGCGAUUCUCCAUGGCUGUGUCCAGUCCCUCCGAGGAGCCAGGGUUAGGAGAGGCCUUGGGCCCACCCUCACCAGCCACAGCCCGGUCCUCAGCCCCCAGGAUGGCAGCUGGGGGCCGCGGGGGGCCUGGAGCCUGGGACGCUGUGGCAGUUGGGCCCCGGCCCCUCCAGCCUCGGGUCCUCAAGCUUCUGCCUCCCCCGGCCUCCUCUGCCUUGGAGUGGCCCGAGCCCAGGAGCUGCUUUGCAGUGACCCUCCCAGAGGCCUAUGAGUUCUUUUUUUGUGACACGAUUGAGGAAGAGGACGAAGAUACUGUAGAGGCAGCAGAGGCUGGCCAGGCUGCAGCUGAAGUCCAGUGGCCGGACGUGUGCGAGUUCUUCUUCCAGGACUUGCAAGCCCAGAGGUCGGAGCACCCAGUGGGGCGCUCCUUGGCCCCACCCCCUCCGGCCAAGCCUAUGCCAGCUCCUCCACCUGGAGACCCCAUGCCCAUCUCCAUCCCUGAGGCCUAUGAUCACUUCCUUGGGGAGGACAGGGUAGACAGCAUGCUGGGACCGGCUGCCCUUCUCCAGUUGCAGGCCACAGAGAACCCCAGGUCGGUCCCCCAUGGAGUGGGCCCUGGAACCCCACCAGAGCCCUGCCCAGCCACAGCAGAGCAGCUCAACCUGGCAGUCAGGCAAGCAGGGGAGCCCUGGGGUCCCCUCACCUCGUUUACCUUCAGCCAGAACGACAUGUGCCUAGUGUUUGUGGCCUUUGCUACCUGGGCUGUGCGAACAUCGGAUCUGCAUACCCCAGACGCCUGGAAAACAGUCUUGCUGGCCAACAUUGGCACCAUCUCUGCCAUCCGAUACUUCCGUGGUCAGGUGCGGAGGGGGCGCCGCAGCCCGAACCGCAGUCGCAGCCCCAGCCCCAGCUCCAGUUCCAGCUCCUAGGACCCAGUCUUGGCCCAGGAAGACGCAGGAUGAGGAAACGGCCACAGGUGCUCAGGGCAGGCGCUGCCCUCAGGCCUUGCACUUUGACCUCUGUUCUCCACCAUCUAGGAAGGAGCCAGCAUCCUUGGUCUUGGCUCCUUUGGACUCCACCGAGGGUCCAGCCAGUGGCUGAGGCCAAGGCUAUACCCCACACCCGGAGAGGGGAAGGUUCUGGAAGGCUGGGCGAGAAGGGGCUGAGCAGGGAGCUGGUUAGUAAGGUGGCCAGGGUAGCAAAUCAGAGCACAGGAUGUCCAGUGAUGCCUGAAUUUCAGACAUGUAGUAUUUGAGCCGUAUUUACACUAAGAUAUUUGCGGUUUAUCUGAAAUCAAAUUUGACUGGGUGCCCUGUAUUUUACCAGCUUAUCUAGUCAGGGGGUGAGGGCAGGGCACUGGAAAUUAGGGGGUCAGAGCAGCAGCAAGACCCUGCUGGAGACCUGGGCAGGGGCAAGGGUGAUGAGGCUGGGUGGGCUUGAGGCUGGGGGGGCAGGUCCCAGGGACUCUCUGCCCCAUUUAGAAGUGGGCUGGACUGGUGAGGGCCUCUGAGGCCUCCCUGGUCCCUGAGCCCCAAGGGCCUGUGGCCAAGGCCUCCUUGGCUCCUGCCUGAGACAGUGAACAGGGGCCUACAGGGGCCUAUGGGAAGGGGCUCCAGAGGCCCCUGCAGGGCGGGGGUCUAUAGGGCAGAGCCUGGACAAGGUGCAAGGGCAGAGUGCAAUGGUGUCAGGUAGAGGGACUGGACCUGGGAUUGUCCCGGGGCUGAGAGGAGCCGGAGAUGGGGUAGGUAGGUGGGCAGGGGACUGGUGGUGGCAGAGCAGCGGGGGUGCUGGGGGGGCAUGCAUGGGGUCCUCAGGACGACGGGAGACUCCAGGCUGCUAAGUGGAGAACGCAUGGAUACAGCACCAAUAAAUCUCCUUCUCUUUC
This is a messenger RNA of Equus caballus (horse), 4520 nucleotides long. The record is from RefSeq and is a predicted model, not a curated record. NCBI's taxonomy places the organism in Eukaryota, Metazoa, Chordata, Mammalia, Perissodactyla, Equidae.